Messenger RNA from Paramecium octaurelia, 288 nucleotides. NCBI's taxonomy places the organism in Eukaryota, Ciliophora, Oligohymenophorea, Peniculida, Parameciidae. The record is from the annotation of a GenBank genome assembly.
AUGCAAAUUUUCUUGAGUACAAAUGAAUCAAUUGCGAAAUCAUGUUAUUCUAAAACAACAGUAUUAGCAGAAAUUGUAAAGGUACCAGAUGAUGUUAUGAGAUGCAAUUCAAAAACAUAGUUGAUUUUGAGGUAACCUUAGUUGAUGUUGAUUUUAACAUUUAUGAUUUUGGUAUUUGAUUAAUAAAGGUUAUUGCAAUUUGAUAAUAAAAGACCUGUGGGCUGUGUUAGUAGAGUGGCUGGAGGAUCAAGUAUGAUAGAGGUUGGAUCUAUUUCUUUCCAUUUCUGA